Molecule: messenger RNA, 413 nt
Organism: Ficedula albicollis (Collared flycatcher)
Lineage: Eukaryota; Metazoa; Chordata; Aves; Passeriformes; Muscicapidae
Product: guanine nucleotide-binding protein G(I)/G(S)/G(O) subunit gamma-11-like
Exons: 2
Coding region: 1-141 (46 amino acids)
Biological process (GO): G protein-coupled receptor signaling pathway
Cellular component (GO): heterotrimeric G-protein complex
Molecular function (GO): G-protein beta-subunit binding
Source: RefSeq, a predicted model, not a curated record
AUGCUUGGUGGGAAGGUGUCCAAGUGCUCCGAAGAGAUCAAGAACUACAUCGAGGAGCGGUCGGGAGAGGACCCGCUGGUGAAGGGGGUUCCCGAGGACAAGAACCCCUUCAAGGAGAAGGGAGGCUGUGUCAUCGCUUAGGAGAAGGGACCCCGCGCCUGCCCCGGAGCAGACAUUCCUCCCGUACCCCUAGGGAGUCACUAGCGUGUCCCCACCGCCGCCGGUCCGUGUCGAACAAGCACAGGAGCGGAUUCCUUUUGAUGUUCUAUUUCUCCUUCCAAAAACACACAAACCCGCGCGGAAGCCGCCGGGCAGGGCCGGCUGUGCCCUUGGCGCUGCGCGGGGCCCGCUCGCCACCCGCUUGUCGGUCGCUUCCUGGCUGUUCGCUGGCAUUAAAGAGAACCUGCCCGUAA